Molecule: messenger RNA, 2217 nt
Organism: Phoenix dactylifera (date palm)
Lineage: Eukaryota; Viridiplantae; Streptophyta; Magnoliopsida; Arecales; Arecaceae
Product: putative carboxylesterase 17
Molecular function (GO): hydrolase activity
Source: RefSeq, a predicted model, not a curated record
GAAUGAACCAACACUUGAGUAGCCAAGCAUGAUAAUUCACAAUGAAAACUAAUAAAACAAGCCCACACAGAACUGCUCACGAGGUCAGUCUGAAGGAAAACACAAGGCAAACAACAUGACCACGGUGAUGACCAACCUGUAGUCAGUGUCUCUCAAAUUGGCAACUUGGCAUUGUUAUGCUCUCCAUGAUCCAAGGUUUGACCUGAGAAUAUUUGCUUUUUAAUAGUCCCGACUGAAUUCAGAUAGGAUGAGGCAUGGAGACCAGCCCACAAUUAUUGGAACCAUACUCGUGUCGCUCAAGGUGGGUUCCUCGAAGAAAACCCAACCAGGGUCCUCAUCACCUUUUGCCCUUCAACCCUAGACUUCAUCUCAGAAGCUGCCACUUGGCCUGUUGCAUAUAUAUAUAUAUAUAUAUAUAUACGGCAUUCCAGCUGUGGCCCAUUUGCAGUGCUGACAAGACUCUGAAGUGCAUCGACAAUCUUGGUUGAAGCGUGAAAGACAAGUAUGAGACGGCAAUGCCAAGCCAUUAACCCAAUACUUUAAAGUAAAUAAUAAUAUUGCUUCCUCUUGCACUUUGUAAGGCGGAAGUGUCCGGAUUUCGACACAAUUAGGCAGUGGCCGGCCGGCGUCUGGUGGGGUUUUCUGCCCUUCACCCACCCCCACUUGCGGGUAUUAAUUGGUAGAUGACUAAGCCUUGCAGGACUUCUGAAAGGGAGUGUCGGACCUCCUUCCAUCGCAGGACUUGCUCACAUGUGGCAGAGCCUCGCGGACACUUGGCAGCAAAGGAUAGGAGGAGCCAAGCACUUCAGAUGCAUCCGAACGUUUCCUCAUCGUGCUUCCCAUGACCCCUGGGUCAGACCCCCACCUUUAUAAAUAAGCCCCCCCGAGGGCGUUGGAUUGGGAGAUAGAUCAAGAUCAUCCCCUUCUUGGAGUAAUUCCAUCAGUAUCUUUUAUGAGGAGAAGAAUGGGCGUCCUUUCCCUGGGCGACUCAAGGCUCAACCAUCAAGCAGGCAAGGAUCAUGGAGCUGUACUUGAGGAGAUUGUAGGGCUCAUCAGGGUCUACAAGAAUGGUCACGUAGAUCGUCUCCCGGCGGUCUCCGACGUGCCGUGCACUUGGGCCCCCGAGGCCAGCGUUACCAGCAGGGACGUGGUCAUCAGCCAUUCCACGGGCGUCUGGGCUCGGUUCUACGUGCCCAAGGCCCAAGGGCGCUUGCCCUUGCUCGUGUACUUCCAUGGCGGCGGGUUCUGCGUCGGCUCUGCUGCAUGGAGCUGCUACCACGAAUUCCUGGCUCGCCUGGCCUCGAGAGCCAGCUGCCUCAUCAUGUCGGUGAACUAUCGCCUGGCGCCGGAGAACCGCCUUCCUGCGGCCUACGAGGAUGGCCUCGCUGCGACGAGGUGGGUGAGGCAGCAAGCAAGCUAUGGCGGCUCCGACGAGUUCAGCUGGUGGAGGAUGCACUGCAACUUCGCUCGAGUUUUUCUUGGCGGCGACAGCGCCGGCGCGACCAUAGCGCACAACGUGGCCGCGCAGCUGGGAUCUCUCGGCGGUCCCGAGUCCGUCCUGAAGCCGAUCUGCCUCAGAGGAGUGAUUCUCAUCCAACCUUUCAUCGGCGGCGAGGCACGAACUGCGUCGGAGAAGGACCUGGUGCAAUCUUCGAGAUCAGCGCUCGGCUUGACCACGUCGGAUUGUUAUUGGAGGUUGGCGCUGCCCUUCGGCUGCAACCGUGACCACCCGUGGUGCAAUCCCUUGGCGAAGGGCGCCCCGAGGCUGGAGGACUUGAAGCUUCCUCCUCUUCUGGUGUGCGUAUCGGAGAUGGACAUAUUGAGAGACAGGAAUCUAGAGUUCUGCAAGGCCCUCAGGAGAGCAGGGAAGAGUGUGGAACAAGCGAUGUAUGCCGGAGUGGGGCAUGCCUUCCAAGUUCUCCACAACCAUCAUAUGUCCCAAGCCCGGACCCAUGAGAUGUUGGCGCACAUGAAAGCCUUCAUUAGCAAUAGAUGAAAGGAAUAUUAAAGGCUAGCUGUGCCUUCCUUCGCAAAUUAAAAUGUCUCUAAAUCUUGUACCGCGGUGGCCAAGCCUUGAGAUUGAAAAUUUCCUGUGUAUAUGUAGUUAAUAGAUCUGAAUACCUGACAGAUGCCCUUCAUAAUCCAGGAUGAUUUGCUUGCAAUUACUGCUAAGCAACUUGGGUAUUUUUAUUGAAGAAAUUCUGGCCUUUGAUUUCA